Rhinichthys klamathensis goyatoka is the source of this 1508-nucleotide messenger RNA. RefSeq names its product zona pellucida sperm-binding protein 4-like. The transcript has 9 exons. Gene Ontology annotation, cellular component: egg coat. The coding region runs from base 32 to 1480 and encodes 482 amino acids. Gene Ontology annotation, molecular function: acrosin binding; structural constituent of egg coat. Lineage: Eukaryota; Metazoa; Chordata; Actinopteri; Cypriniformes; Leuciscidae. Gene Ontology annotation, biological process: binding of sperm to zona pellucida; prevention of polyspermy. The record is from RefSeq and is a predicted model, not a curated record.
GCAUCUCAACAAUAUGACUAGCUGUUGAACAAUGGCAGGAAGUUUGUAUGCUGUUCAGUCUCUGGCACUUUGUGUUUGGUUCGGUGCUUUCUGUCAUGCUGUGCCAAAGUGGAGUAAUCUUCCCCAGAAUCCUCAAACUCUGAUGUUCCAGCAAACUGACCAGCGGUUUCAACAACCAGUUCAACAGCAAGCAAGUCAACAGUUUCCUCAGUCAGUUCAACAGCAAGCUAGUCAACGGUUUCCUCAGCCAGUUCAACAAGCUAGUCAACCGUUUCCUCAGUCAGUUCAACAGCAAGCUAGUCAAUGGUUUCCUCAGCCAGCUCAAGCUAGUCAACAGUUUCCCCAGUCAGUUCAACAGCAAGCUAGUCAACAGUUUCCUCAGCAGUUUCAGCCUAAGCAGCCAGUGGCACAGGCAGAGCCCCUUGACAAAUGUACUGUAGCUGAUUAUGAGCAGAUCCAAUGUGGACCACCUGGUAUCAGUGGUGCUGAGUGUGCAGCUAUCAACUGCUGCUUUAACGGACAGCAGUGUUACUAUGGGAAGGCAGUGACUGUCCAGUGUAUAAGAGAUGGUCAGUUUGUGGUAGUGGUGGCUAGAGAUGUUACGCUGCCUCGAUUGAGCCUGGAUUCAGUCCGUCUCCUGGGUGGAAAUGAUCCAGCUUGCAGUCCUGUGGGAUCCACACCUUUCUUUGCUAUAUAUCAGUUCCCUGUCACUGCAUGUGGCACAAGCAUGAUGGAGGACAGUGGAUAUGUGGUGUAUGAAAACAGAAUGACCUCCUCGUAUGAAGUGGGUAUGGGACCACUUGGUUCCAUCACAAGGGACAGCCAUUUUGAGCUUCUCUUCCAGUGUAGGUACUCUGGUACUUCUGUGGAAGCCCUGGUUGUGGAGGUCAACACUGUUCCUCCACCUCCACCAGUAGCUGCUCCUGGACCCCUCAGAGUGGAGCUUAGACUGGCAAAUGGUCAAUGUGUCACGAAAGGCUGUGCAGAAGGGGAUGAGGCGUACACGUCCUACUACAGUGAUGCUGAUUAUCCGGUCACAAAAGUCUUGCGGGAACCUGUGUAUGUUGAGGUGCACAUUUUGGAGAGGACCGACCCCAACAUUGUCUUGAUGCUGGGACAUUGCUGGGCGACAUCAACCCCUAGUCCACUCAGUCUACCCCAGUGGGACCUUCUGGUUGAUGGAUGCCCUUACCAGGAUGAUCGUUACCUGACCAUAUUGGUUCCAGUGGCUGGAUCAUCUGGUCUUCAGUUCCCAACCCACUACAAGCGCUUUGUUGUGAAGAUGUUCACAUUUGUAGAUCCAGCAUCACUGGCUCCUCUGCAGGAAACGGUCUUCAUCCAUUGCAGUACAGAGGUGUGCCAUCCCUCUUCUGGCUCUUGUCAGCAAAGUUGCUCCAGGCAAAGAAGGGACGUUCGUUUAAACGCUACCACUUCUGGCCAAACUGUGGUUUCUAGUGGAGAAGUGAGACUGAUUCUAUGAGUAUUUAAUAAAUGAUAUUAAACCUUAA